This is a messenger RNA of Phycodurus eques (leafy seadragon), 2227 nucleotides long. RefSeq names its product G protein pathway suppressor 1 (gene gps1). Gene Ontology annotation, cellular component: COP9 signalosome. The record is from RefSeq and is a predicted model, not a curated record. The transcript has 14 exons. The coding region runs from base 91 to 1575 and encodes 494 amino acids. Lineage: Eukaryota; Metazoa; Chordata; Actinopteri; Syngnathiformes; Syngnathidae.
CCGGAUCUCAAGACCAACACACAAAUUCGCACCGCUGCUGGAUUGCUCUGCGUAACAUAGUCAUAUUGUUAAUAGGUAUACAAGUUAAAUAUGCCUUUGCCUGUGCAGGUUUUCAACUUUCAGGGAGCUGUGGAACCUAUGCAGAUUGAUGCAGACCCCCAAGAGGACCAGCAAAAUGCUCCAGACACCAACUACAUAGUGGAGAACCCAACACUGGACCUUGAACAAUAUGCGACCAGUUACAGUGGACUAAUGCGUAUCGAGAGACUCCAGUUUAUCGCAGAGCAUUGCCCGCAGCUCAGAGUGGAAUCCCUGAAGAUGGCUCUAACCUUUGUCCAAAGGACCUUCAACGUUGACACUUAUGAAGAGGUCCACCGCAAACUAACUGAUGCCACACGGGAAGUCCAGAGUGUACCAGAAGUCGCUCCAGAGGGUGCGGUUGUCCCUCCUCCUUUGGAUUCAGCGUGGGCAGAGUCUACCAGGAAGAAGGCUCUGCUUAAAUUGGAGAAACUGGACACCGAUCUCAAAAAUUACAAGGGGAAUUCAAUUAAAGAGAGCAUCAGGAGAGGACAUGAUGACUUGGGGGACCAUUACCUCGACUGUGGUGACCUCAGCAAUGCCCUCAAGUGCUACUCUCGAGCCAGGGAUUAUUGUACCAGUGCUAAACAUGUCAUUAACAUGUGUCUGAAUGUAAUCAAGGUUAGUGUUUAUCUCCAGAACUGGUCCCAUGUACUGAGCUAUGUCAACAAGGCUGAAUCAACACCAGAGAUUGCAGAGCAACGAGGAGAGCGAGACAGCCAAAAUCAAGCAGUUCUUACCAAAUUAAAGUGUGCUGCAGGCCUGGCGGAAUUGGCUUCUCGAAAAUACAAAGCGGCUGCCAAGUGCUUUCUGCAGGCUUCUUUUGACCACUGUGACUGUCCAGAGCUUUUGUCACCCAGUAAUGUAGCAGUCUAUGGAGGUUUAUGCGCUCUGGCCACAUUUGACAGACAGGAGCUCCAACGCAACGUCAUCUCGAGCAGCUCUUUUAAGUUAUUUCUAGAAUUAGAACCUCAAAUUCGCGACAUCAUCUUCAAGUUCUAUGAAUCCAAAUAUGCGUCUUGUCUCAAACUGCUGGAUGAAAUGAAGAAUAUUGGUUUGUACCUCCAGGAUAAUCUUCUUCUAGACAUGUACUUGGCCCCUCACGUCCGGACACUGUAUAGCCAAAUCAGAAACAGAGCUCUUAUCCAGUAUUUCAGCCCAUACGUGUCAGCGGACAUGACGAAGAUGGCUCAGGCCUUCAACACGACAGUGGCGGCCCUCGAAGAUGAGCUGACGCAGCUCAUCUUGGAGGGGCUCAUAAAUGCACGCAUAGACUCCCAUAGCAAGAUUCUGUACGCAAGGGAUGUGGACCAGAGAAGCACCACGUUUGAGAAGUCACUCCAUAUGGGCAAAGAGUUCCAGAGACGAGCCAAAGCCAUGAUCCUCCGAGCGGCUGUGCUACGCAAUCAGAUCCAUGUCAAGUCUCCACCUAGAGAAGGAAGUCAGGGUGAACUGACACCAGCGAACAGUCAAACGAGAAUGAGCACCAACAUGUGAGUCUGGACACUGGGAAAGAUCGUCCAGCCGUUCUUCGACAUGACACACCUCAGUCCACCUCCUAAUUUUUUUUUUGCUGAAGACGGAACAUACAUCACACAGUUUAAAGACUUUAAAGUUCUGGAUUGAGCUCUCUAAUCACAGAAAAGCCUGAAAUGAUGUGGAAAUGUAAUUCAGAAGAAAACGUGAAAACCCAGCACUUAUGCUCUUACUGUUUGGAGAUGGACGAUCUGCUUGCUCUUCAUGGAGGACUCAUGAACAGAAACAAUGUUUUAAAAUAAAAUGCCUUCCAGAUAAAUGUUGUCUUCAUUUGGUUGUGCGUUAUAUGACACACACACACACACUGUUAUUUCAGUAUGCACCCAAAUGUGAUCGCCAAAACUGAGUUUUUAAUGAGAUAAACUAACUACGGUAACUAACUAAAUCUCACCUUGUACGUGGACCUCCUAGUGCCAUGAGAAUGACUUAUUUUUGGACAAAUAUAAAUAAAUACAAAUACUGUUCAAUGGAAAAUGACUGUGAUUCAAUUGAAUUACUGUAAAUUCACUAUCAAUUGUUAGCUGACGUGUGCGGCUUUGACUGACAUGGCUGAGAGCAGAUGAGCUUGUUUACAAUUUUCAAUUUUGGUCACUAAACCUUUCCGACUGCUCAA